AGGGGCGCGCACACAGUGUGAAGUGGAGAGAGGGGAGGGAGGGGCGGAGGGAGGGCGCAGCAGCCAGCAGGCAGGCAGCUAGCGGACAAAGCCGAUCUCGUCGUCUACCCGAGGCCGAGGAGCCAGGGCCAGCGCGGGCUCUGACAGCCGGGGCCCUCCAGCGCGCCGCGCGACGUCACGGCGCGAUGGCCGCCCUCGCGCUGGCGGCGGUGAGGAGGAUGUGGGGCGGCGGCGGUCUCCGCGCGAAGCAGGCCGGCUGCCGCGGCGCCUAAGAUACCGUUCAUUCACGCUGCUGCUGCUACAAUCUCUCGCACUCACUCGCUCGCCCACCUCCUGCUUCUCUCCUCUCGUCCUCGCGCCGCCGGCGGCGGGCCUCUGCAGCCAGCGUGCUAGGGUUUUCCUUCUCGUCCGUCCUCUACAAGGUGCCGUCUGACUGACUCUGACUCUGACUCGUGGCGCGGAUGGCGGUCGGGGAGGCGCUGCGGCGGCUCUGCGAGGAGAUCGGCUGGUCCUACGCCGUCUUCUGGAAGGCCAUCGGCGCCGCCGACCCCGUGCAUUUGGUGUGGGAGGACGGCUACUGCGGCCACACGCCAUGCCCCGCCGGAUCUGAGGCUUCUCAAGCCCGGGCUACUGAGCUCGGGUGUUCUGCUGCCGUUGACAGCAUUUGCUCACUCGUUAGGAAGGACAUGGCCGAGCAGGUUCAUGUUGUGGGAGAAGGGACCAUCGGCCGUGUUGCCUUCACUGGCACUCAUCAAUGGAUCAUCCAUGGUACUGCGGAUGAUCACGGGCUCUCAUCCGAGGUUGCUUCCGAGAUGCAUUAUCAGUUCAGAGCUGGCAUUAAGACUAUUGCGAUUAUUCCUGUGCUACCACGCGGCGUGCUACAAUUAGGAUCUACUGGUGUGGUUAUGGAGAACACAAGUUUUGUGAUGCAUGCAAAGAAAUUGUGCUCUCAGCUGAAUCAGCGAUCAAGUAUGGCUGUAUCUGCUUCAGUAAAAAGUACUUCGAAUCAGUCGCGUCCGCUACAUGGUGCCUCAAACAUCCAAGCUGCAGACAGUUCCUUCAGUCAAUUCCCAGUAAUACGUGAACAAUACAGACGUGCUGAUAGCGCAACUGCGUCAAGUAGCAAAUCACUAAAUGCAUCUUUGUUUGAGGCUGCACAACAGAAUGGUCUAACUGCUAGAGAGCAUCUUGUCUAUUCCAAGCCUAACGAUAUGUUUGUACAACAACCGUCUUAUUGUGUUAGUCGGCUUGGAAGUAAUACACAGAGUGCUGCAAUAAGCUCUGAUUUGAUCCCAUCGAGCUUGGCAUCAGUGGAGCAACAGCAAAUGCUGAUGAACACCAUUGGGCAGUUGGAAUUUGGUAGCGGUACAGAUUUGGCAAGGAGUGCGCUGCUAAAAUCGCUUUUAUACCGAAAUCCUUUUAUGCAUGACACCAGUGACAUGAAGCUGUCACAUGGAAGAGUUGGUCUAUCCCAUGGAACUGCUGGUCAUGGGAGUUAUGGUUUCCUCCCUGGAAGUGCCGGAGUAGUCAGCACUACCUUAUGUACAUCAAGUCAAGUAUCAGAACAAGGAAGCCAUUCCAGUUCAGGAAUGUUACGGCAGAAGCAACCUCCAGUUUCUUGUAAUGUUCCCCAAUCUUCUGAAUUCACCAUGAAAAUGGUGCGCCAAGAAGGAAGGUCAUCUGAAGGUGCUCUACCUGUAUCUUCUCAAUCUGAUGUUCAGAUUUCUAAUUGCUUGAAUGGCAUUUCCCAAGAGAAUCUAUUGAGUAGGUCAGGUCAUAUGCACAAAGAUCAGAAUACCAAUAGAGCAAAUGAUCCACAUGUUGCUGUGAGCACACAAGGUGUGAAGAAUAUGGAUGCUUGCAUGCUGCCAGGUAUGCCCGGUGAGACAGCUCACUCAUUGCUUUUGCAGCCAACGUGGGAUAAUGACUUGUUUGAUAUAUUUGGUUCUGAAUUUCAUCAGUUGGGUCAUAAUGUGGAUGCUAAUUUGGUGUCCUCCUGUGAUGCAAAAUCUCAUAGUUUAGAUAGAGAUGCAACUGAACCCUCGAUUUGUCUUGAUUCUUCGUCACUCUUCAGUUCACUAGACAAUGAUUUUCCCUGUUCUGGGAUCUUCUCACUAACUAAUACUGAUCAAUUACUGGAUGCUGUCAUCUCAAAUGUCAACCCCAGCAGUAAGCAGAGUUCUGAUGACAAUGCUUCUUGCAAGACUGCAUUGACUGACAUUCCAAACAUUUGUCAUUUUGGCUUGGAAGAGUUAAAGCAAUGUGACUCCUCGGGCAUUCCUUCAACGGUAAUCAAGAAUGAGUCCGCACAGAUUGUUAAACAGCCAUAUUACUUCGAUAAGACUGAAGAUGGCUGUCAUUCCCAAAAUAAUGGAGCACAGAAAUCUCAGAUACGUCUUUGGAUUGAAAAUGGUCAGAACAUGAAAUGUGAAAGUGCAUCAGCUUCUAACAGCAAAGGUCUUGAUGCACCAAGCAAGUCAAAUCGAAAGAGAUCUCGACCUGGAGAGAGUUCUAAGGCACGGCCAAAGGACCGGCAGCUUAUACAGGAUCGUAUAAAGGAGCUCCGAGAAAUGGUGCCUAAUGGGGCUAAGCAGUGCAGCAUUGAUGCUUUGUUGGAGAAGACAGUUAAGCACAUGCUCUUCUUGCAAAGCGUUACAAAGCAUGCAGAUAAGCUCAAGGAUUCUACUGAAUCUAAGAUACUUGGCAGCGAGAACGGUCCUGUAUGGAAAGACUACUUUGAAGGUGGUGCAACCUGGGCCUUUGAUGUUGGCUCUCAGUCUAUGACAUGUCCAAUCAUUGUUGAGGAUCUUGACAGACCACGUCAGAUGCUUGUGGAGAUGAUUUGCGAGGAUAGAGGCAUCUUCUUGGAGAUAGCUGAUUUCAUCAAAGGACUUGGGUUGACCAUCCUGAGGGGUGUCAUGGAAGCACGUAAAAGUAAAAUCUGGGCACGCUUUACUGUUGAGGCAAACAGGGACGUAACCAGAAUGGAAAUCUUUCUCUCGCUUGUACGGUUGUUGGAACCCAAUUGUGAUGGCAGCGGAGCAGCAGAGAAUCCCGGCAACAGUGUAAACAUGCCUCUUGGUUUGGUUCACCAGCCUGUCAUCCCGGCAACAGGUGGUAUCCAGUGAGAAGUAGAGAGAACCCUCAGCCUCAGGCCAAUCAACAUUCAAGUGCUAAGAGCAGCAGUUCAGCGUGGGACCAGAGUUAAACACUUCAGAUUCUGCAUCUGCGCACUUUUGCCAUGACUAGCAUUGCCAGUUUGCCAAUGCGCCACUUGCUUUCCAGUGUCGCCUUGCUGCGCAAAUGUGCACCUUCGUCCCCCUCGAGUCGCAAAAAGUUCUUAACGCGAGAUGCAUCGAAGAUGGGAAAAUUGAUUCUGCUAAUGAUCGAUUAGGCAGUGCUAUUGCUUGUACAAUCUUAGUUUUGUUUGUUACUUUUGCCGUAUAUUAGUGGAUUUUGUACCGAAUGGAGGUCUUAGUUGAUUUGUGUAGCGUUGGUAACUGGAAAGCCAGCCCUUUGUAAGUCUCUUCAAACUAGAAAUAGAACUGUUAGCAUGUGA
Hordeum vulgare subsp. vulgare (domesticated barley) is the source of this 3559-nucleotide messenger RNA. RefSeq names its product transcription factor LHW-like. The coding region runs from base 462 to 3128 and encodes 888 amino acids. NCBI's taxonomy places the organism in Eukaryota, Viridiplantae, Streptophyta, Magnoliopsida, Poales, Poaceae. The record is from RefSeq and is a predicted model, not a curated record. Gene Ontology annotation, biological process: regulation of DNA-templated transcription. The transcript is spliced from 10 exons. Gene Ontology annotation, molecular function: protein dimerization activity; DNA-binding transcription factor activity.